Molecule: messenger RNA, 2587 nt
Organism: Andrographis paniculata
Lineage: Eukaryota; Viridiplantae; Streptophyta; Magnoliopsida; Lamiales; Acanthaceae
Product: DNA replication licensing factor MCM3 homolog 2
Exons: 16
Coding region: 91-2409 (772 amino acids)
Biological process (GO): DNA replication; DNA strand elongation involved in DNA replication; mitotic DNA replication initiation
Cellular component (GO): MCM complex; nucleus
Molecular function (GO): ATP binding; ATP hydrolysis activity; single-stranded DNA binding
Source: RefSeq, a predicted model, not a curated record
CGAAUAUAGGUUUUAGAUUUCGCAGCGGUCUGGAAGAAACCUACGCAUUUACAGGGGCACUGCAACUGAGAUCAAAGUUCGAGGCUUGCGAUGGAUCUGAGCGAGGAUGUUAGGACGGCGCACAAGCGGACUUUUCUCAAGUUUUUCGAGCAAACUGAGUAUAACAUUGAUCUUAAGAAAUCAAUCGAAUUGAUGUUCACUCAAAAUCGACGGCGAUGUGUUGUUAAUCUUUCUCAUUUCUAUCACCACCGGGAAGGCACCGAUUUGGCUCGCAGGCUUUUACAAACUCCAAGCGAGUAUAUGCAGCCACUCUGUGACGCAGUGACUGACAUGGUGCGGAGCAUGAACUCUAAGUAUCUGAAGGAAGGAGAGCAAGUUUUGGUUGGGCUUGAAGGUCCUUUCGUUUCUCGGAGGGUAACCCCGAGAGAGCUUUUGUCUGCGUUUAUUGGUUCAAUGGUCUGCGUUGAGGGCAUUAUCACAAAAUGUUCUCUUGUUCGGCCGAAGGUAGUCAAAAGUGUCCACUUCUGUCCUGUUACUGAGAAAUUUACAGUGCGUGAGUACAGAGACAUUACAUCUAAUAUUGGCUUACCAACUGGUUCUGUGUAUCCAACAAGAGAUGAUAGUGGCAACUUGUUGGUAACUGAAUUUGGACUAUGCACUUAUAAGGAUCACCAGACACUUUCUAUGCAAGAGGUACCAGAGAAUUCGGCUCCAGGUCAACUUCCGCGAACUGUAGAUGUUAUUUUGGAGGAUGACUUGGUGGAUUCGUGCAAGCCCGGAGACCGUGUGGCAAUUGUUGGGAUAUAUAAAGCCCUUCCUGGGAAAAGUAAAGGCAGUGUUAAUGGAGUAUUCAGGACUGUUCUUAUAGCCAACAAUGUGUCUCUUCUCAACAAGAUGGCACACAAUUUACAGUAUUCAACUGAUGACAUGAAACACAUCAAACAGAUAUCAAAACGACAUGAUACAUUUGAUUUGCUUGCAAAUUCCCUUGCACCUUCAAUCUAUGGACAUUUGUGGAUAAAGAAAGCCGUCAUUUUGUUGAUGCUUGGAGGGAAUGAAAAGAACUUGAAAAAUGGCACCCACUUGAGAGGUGACAUUAACAUGAUGAUGGUUGGCGAUCCUUCGGUUGCCAAAUCUCAGUUGCUGAGGGCUAUCAUGAAUAUUGCUCCUCUAGCCAUAUCAACCACUGGCCGAGGUUCUUCUGGUGUUGGAUUGACAGCUGCAGUUACUUCUGAUCAAGAAACAGGGGAGCGAAGACUGGAAGCUGGUGCCAUGGUUCUUGCUGAUAGGGGAGUUGUUUGCAUCGAUGAGUUCGACAAAAUGAAUGACCAGGAUCGUGUUGCUAUCCAUGAAGUGAUGGAGCAGCAAACUGUGACGAUUGCCAAAGCUGGCAUUCAUGCAUCACUGAACGCUAGGUGCAGUGUUGUGGCAGCUGCAAAUCCUAUAUAUGGAACUUAUGACCGAUCUUUAACUCCAACAAAGAAUAUUGGGCUUCCAGAUUCUCUGCUGUCUCGUUUUGACUUGCUGUUCAUUGUGUUGGAUCAAAUGGAUCCCGGCAUUGAUCGCCAGAUUUCAGAACAUGUCCUCCGUAUGCAUAGAUAUCGCUCUGUGGUUGAUGGAGGCACAAGAUUAGAUGAAACUUCAAGACACGAAGAGGUAGAGGACUCCGAUACUGGCUCUUCUCAUUUUGUUAAAUACAACAGAAUGCUUCACGGGCGAAGAUCUGACAAGCGCGUCAAACGUGACACCCUCACAAUCAAUUUUCUAAAGAAGUACAUUCAUUAUGCCAAAAACAGGAUUCAGCCAGAGCUCACUGAUGAGGCAUCUGAACACAUAGCAACUGCAUAUGCGGAACUUAGAAGUGCAAGUUCAAAUGUGAAGACUGGAGGGACUCUUCCAAUCACUGCUCGAACUUUGGAAACAAUAAUUCGUCUUUCAACUGCCCAUGCUAAACUGAAGUUGCAGAGAGAGGUGCUAAAAUCUGAUGCUGAAGCUGCUCUUCGAGUUUUAAACUUUGCAAUAUAUCAUCAAGAACUGAAUGAAAUGGAGGAGCGUGAGCAAGAGAGGAUGAGGGAAAUGGAUACUGAAGCUGGUAAUAAUGAUGGAGGGAACACAACAAACAACAACGAUGAUUCUCCUGCCACAGCAGAUGUCGCUGAGGCGAUGGACGUAGAUGCCCCUCCAGCAGCUAGGGAAGGCAACAGGCUGAAUGCAUUCAGUGCUGCUCUGGGGAAGUAUAGACACGCACAACACAUCGAACAAAUGCCAAUUGCAGAUAUUGCUGGAGUUGUCAACUGUGGGGGGGAUGCUCCCUACUCAGAAGCCGAGAUCAUGUCCCUUUUGAAGAUUAUGCAUGAGAAGGGCAGCUUGAUGAUAUCUGAGCAAACCAAUGUUGUGUACUUCAUGUGAGUUUGUCCGCCAUAACUCAAAACUCAAACUCAAAUUCGCAUAGAACUGGAUCUGCUGCUGCUGCUGCUGUCUCCAUCAUUGGAUGAAUGAAGUAAUUUUAGUAGGACCACUGGCUAUGUAUCUGUAUUUGGAUGCUGUUAAGUGUAGGUUAAAUGUUAAACAGCUUUUCAAGAAUUGA